AGUUCCAAUACAGAAAGUCUUGGUCAUUUCAGAAAGCACUGUGUCAAAGGCCUCUUUUUUCCCUUUCUCUUUUGGGUGCCUUCAAAAUUUUUCCCACACUGUUGAAGUCUUCCCACCAAGAAGACGCGAGAGAGAGAGAGCGAGCGAGAGAGAGAUAAUUCGACUGUAUAAUUGUACUAAAUAAUAUAUAGAGUAGGAAGAUUUAGGUUUUAUUGACUUUAUUAGCGUAGAGCUCUCAUAUUGUGAAAUUCUCUCUCUCUGUCUCUCUAUUAGAAGUCAAAUGGCCGAUCAUGCUGAUUCAUCUGCUCUCAUAGCUCCGUCUCCGAUCACGGAUUCCAGCGAGAUUGACCUUGAAGCCGGUCCCGGCGAGCAAAUUCAGUGUCGAAUUUGCCUCGAAACCGAUGGCAGGGAUUUCAUUGCACCUUGCAAGUGCAAAGGGACAUCAAAGUAUGUUCAUCGGGAAUGCCUUGAUCAUUGGCGUGCUGUAAGGGAAGGGUUUGCAUUUGCUCAUUGUACAACGUGCAAGGCUCCUUAUCAUUUGAGAGUUCAUGUUCUUGCCGACAGGAAAUGGCGAACCUUGAAAUUCCGAUUUUUUGUGACAAGGGACAUUUUGUUUAUCUUCCUCGCCGUUCAGCUUGUGAUUGCUUUGUUGGGAUAUCUUGUGUAUCUAAUUGAUGGUUACCAAAAGUUCUGGCUCCGUCUGGCCUGGGGUUUUGAUAGUGAACUUAGUUUCUACUACAUAUGUGGGGCACUGUUGUUUUUUGCAUUGCUGGGAUUAUCUGGAUGCUUCAUAACUUGUUAUGACCGAAGAGUGCGCAAUGAUCUGGCUCAGCCAUGUCGAGAAUUGUGUCUUUGUUGCUGUCAGCCCGGAAUGUGUGCUGACUGUCAUUUGCCUGGCACGCUUUGUAUGUGGACUGACUGUACGACAUGCUUUGAAAGUUGUGCUAGUGCGGCUGGUGAAUGUGGUUGCUUGGGAGGUGCUGGUGAAGCUGGGCUACCACUAUUAUUUGUAAUGGCUUUGAUCGUGCUUGGACUAUUUACUGUGAUUGGCAUAUUCUACAGUGUAUUGGUGGCUACCAUGGUUGGACAAAGGAUUUGGCAGCGGCACUAUCACAUACUUGCAAAAAGGAUGCUGACAAAAGAAUACGUUGUGGAGGACGUUGAUGGUGAGAUGACUGGAUCUGAUUGGGCUCCCCCAUCUCUCCCACCUGAGCAUGUGCAGCAGCUAAAAACACUUGGCCUCCUAUGAAUUCUUAUUAAUAGGUGGAGUAAGAAAAUCAUAAACACUUGAUAUUGAUAUUGUCCAUUUAUGUUUAUAAUCUGCAGACGACUAAAAGAAUGCCUAAAAUUGUAAUUGUUGUUGUUGUUGCCUUUUGCUUUAUUCUGUGUAAGAAAACUGGUACAUCAAUAAUUUUAAUUAACAGACAAGAAACAUUCACAUGUUUUAGGGCAAUUUUUUUGUGAACUCCUUGAAGUAUAAUCCCUUAGACCUUCAC
This is a messenger RNA of Ilex paraguariensis (yerba mate), 1496 nucleotides long. NCBI's taxonomy places the organism in Eukaryota, Viridiplantae, Streptophyta, Magnoliopsida, Aquifoliales, Aquifoliaceae. The record is from the annotation of a GenBank genome assembly.